Molecule: messenger RNA, 1308 nt
Organism: Ascoidea rubescens DSM 1968
Lineage: Eukaryota; Fungi; Ascomycota; Saccharomycetes; Ascoideales; Ascoideaceae
Exons: 1
Coding region: 141-845 (234 amino acids)
Source: RefSeq, a predicted model, not a curated record
ACUUUCCUAUACAUACAAUAUACUACUAUACAAUAUACUAAUAUACUACUAUACCAAUAUACUAAUAUACUAAUAUACUAUAUCUGUAAUACCAUAUUUCAAAUAUACCCUAUUCUUCUCCCCCUACUCCACUUUCACAAAUGUCUUCCUUUGACACUGAAAACAAAAAUGACGAUAACCAAACCUCCUGGAGACUUCAAAAAGCCAAAGAACGUCAAAGAAUAAGACUCCAACAGCUCAAAGCAAAGCAAAGCAAAGACAAAGAGUCCUCCUCUUCUAACGACAACCUCAUCAACACACUCGACGAAACCCUUUUCAAUGCCAAUAACGAUUUAUUCAAUCCCACCUCUGAGACUGAUCCCAAUGAGCCAAUAAUCGAGUCCACCUACAUCAACCAAAACCCAGUGUCUAAAUUCAACUUGCUACUCAACCAGCAACAGAACAUCAACAUCAACAACCCCAACAACUCCUUCACUGGCUUCAACUCCUCAUAUAACAACUCCAGCAUGGACUUCAAUUCCUCCAAGCGCCAGAGCGAUCUAUCCACCUACUCUGCCCUCACCUCCAGCAGCAUCAACUCCAUCAACAGCAGUUCUAACGAACUCUCCUCCACAAGAUCCUCCCUCUAUUCCAACAGCUCUCUAAGCUCUGGCUCUGCGAAUUCAAACUCCCACUCCAAUCCCAAUCUCAAUUCAAACAUAAACACCAAUUCCAGCACAAGCACCAAUUUCCAAAAUUUAGUCAAUUUGAAUUCAAAAAGUAGAAAGAACUCCAUAAGGCCACUAAGUUUAGAUAACAUCCAGCACAGAGAUUUAAAUGAACCAAAUAUAGCCUACAAUUUCUAAUUCAUUUUAUUUCGUUUAUUAGCUCAUCUACUUCACUUUACUAAAGACUAAAAAUUCAUCUCAUGUUCACUUAAUGGCUUUAUCUAUCGUUACUUUUCUACUUUUUAUUUCUUUAUUUCUUUGUUUCUCUAUUUCUUUUGUUUUUAUAUCUUAUCUUAUCUUAUCCUAUCUUAUACUUUAUAUUAUCAUUUUUAUAAAUCUCGUUGUUUUCCUGUUUUUUUCUGUCUCUUUUUGUUCUCUCCUAUAACUUUGGUUGUCUUUUACUAUAAUGUUUUUUUUUAUUUACAAAAAAAAGAAGAAUGGUUACUGUUUUUAUUAAUUAGAUAUUGUAUUUUGUAUUUUUAUUAUCUAUAUAUCUAUAAUAAUGGGUUUUUUAUAUACGCUGUUAAUUAUUUCUAUUCUAUUCUAUUCGAUUCGAUUCCACUUCACUCCACUACUCUUAUUUUAUUUUAUUUUAUUUUAU